Molecule: messenger RNA, 155 nt
Organism: Prorocentrum cordatum
Lineage: Eukaryota; Dinophyceae; Prorocentrales; Prorocentraceae
Source: the annotation of a GenBank genome assembly
GAUCCUGGAACUCGCGGAUCUCGAUCACCCCGCAGACCCGCUGCAUGCCCUGGUCGACGCCGACGCCGCAGGCCACGCCGCAGGCUUUCGGCGGCAGGUCGCCGCUGGAGUGGAUGCAGCUGCCCGCGGCGCCCUGGACAGAGCUGGCGGGAGAG